Molecule: messenger RNA, 625 nt
Organism: Gossypium arboreum
Lineage: Eukaryota; Viridiplantae; Streptophyta; Magnoliopsida; Malvales; Malvaceae
Product: S-protein homolog 24-like
Exons: 1
Coding region: 122-550 (142 amino acids)
Source: RefSeq, a predicted model, not a curated record
UUGAGACUUCACAAUUUCUUUAUUUUUUCAACUGUCGUCAAAUGCGUUACAUAUUCACGUGAAAGUUACCAUAGGAGGCAAUUAUAUACAUAAACAGAAUAUCUCAAAUUCAAAGAGCAUUAUGAAAUCGACAAUAACAAUGACUCCCUGGAAAUUUGAUGAGCAAAUGAUAAUGUUCCCCCUUGUUCUACUUGUUAUUGUUUGUAGCCAUCCCACAGUGAACGGUUUCGAGGUUUUUCUUAUCAACAACUUGGGUGGCAAUACAAAUCUCGCCGUUCACUGUUUUUCGCCGCAGGUCAAGAAUUUGGGCAGUCUUGUGAUACAUCCGGGAGACGAUUUUCAUUGGGAAUUCGGCAUCAACAUCGGCACCACCGCUGAAUAUGAAUGCGACAUGGGCUACGGAAACAAGCAAAAACGAUUCCAAGUGUUUGCGGAACGAAGAGAUGCGUUGAGAUGUGGAAACCAAAAAUGUUAUUGGCGUGUUGAUCGUGAUGGCUUGUAUCUUUAUAUUAAGGAGGUCGAUGAUUAUCAGAAACAAUUUUCUUGGUAAUGAAAAUGGCCUCUCUUUGGCUUUCAAGUUAAAUAAAUAAAAAAUAAAAAUAAAAAAAAGCAAAGUUUCAGUUUA